CCUUCUUCCCGCAGCAUGCACCGCGGCAGCGACCGCUCCGGCGACCCCUCCGGCCCCGGGGCCGGCGGCCGCAGCGGCGGGGACGGCAGAUUCGCGCGCGGACCCUCGCGCUGGUCCGGCGGCGGCGGCGGCGGGGGCGGGGGUAGCCCGGCCCACCGCUCCUCCUCCCGCGACGGCGGCGGAGGCGGGAGGUUCCAUCCGUACCGUGCGCCGUCUGAGUACGCCGUAGGCGUUAGUGGAGCCGGAGGGUACAGAGGCGGCGGCGGCGGCGGCGGAGGCGACUUCGGUGAGGCGGAUGGUGGGCAGAGGAACCGCUACGGAGGCGGCGGAGGCGGAGGCCGUGGUGACUACUCAGAUCACGACAACAAAAGUGGCCAUGUUAAACUUUUUGUUGGAUCAGUUCCGAGAACAGCAAGUGAAGACGAUGUUCGACCUUUAUUUGAGAAUCAUGGAGAUGUUCUUGAAGUUGCUAUGAUCAGGGACAGGAAAACUGGCGAACAACAAGGCUGUUGCUUUGUUAAAUAUGCGACUUCCGAAGAGGCUGAGAGAGCCAUAAGAGCUCUUCAUAACCAGUGGACUAUACCUGGGGCGAUGGGCCCUGUUCAGGUUAGAUAUGCCGACGGUGAAAAGGAGCGUCAUGGGUCCAUUGAGCACAAAUUAUUUGUCGCAUCACUGAAUAAGCAGGCAACUGCAAAGGAGAUUGAAGAGAUUUUUGCUCCUUUUGGUCACGUGGAAGAUGUUUACAUUAUGAAAGAUGGCAUGAAGCAGAGUCGAGGUUGUGGCUUUGUCAAAUUCUCAUCAAAAGAACCUGCACUUGCGGCCAUGAAUUCUCUUAGUGGGACUUACAUAAUGAGGGGGUGUGAACAACCAUUAAUAGUUCGAUUUGCUGAUCCUAAGCGGCCUAGACCUGGAGAAUCAAGGGGUGGCCCUGCAUUUGGAGGUCCCGGUGUCAGUCCUCGAUCUGAUGCAGCACUUGUUAUCAGGCCGACUGCCAAUCUUGAUGAGCCUAGAGGUCGACAUAUGCCUCGUGACGCUUGGCGCCCUUCAAGCCCAAGCUCAGUGGCAUCUCAUCAGUUUAAUAACUAUGGGUCGGACAAUCCUAUGGGCAUAAUGGGUGGCACUGGUACAUCAGCGGCAGAUAAUGGUGCUUUUCGGCCUCAGAUGUUUCCUGGGAAUGGUCAGACAGCUGUGCCGACGUCAUCUCAUAUGGGCAUAAACACUUCUUCAUUACAAGGGCAUCAUCUAGGGGGGCAGCAGAUCCCGCCCUUGCAAAAGCCACCUGGACCACCACACAAUUUCUCUUUACAAUUGCAGAAUCAGCAGGGGCAGCAUUCCUUGGUGCCUGGUUUGUUUGGCCAGAAUGUACCAUCUAUGCAAUUACCUGGCCAGCUUCCCACAUCACAGCCAUUGACGCAGCAGAAUGCUUCUGCAGGCGCUCUACAAGCGCCUCCAGCCAUACAGUCCAAUCCCAUGCAGUCGGUUCCUGGACAACAGCAACUUCCGUCCAAUGUGGCACCACAAAUGAUGCAACAACCAAUCCAGCAGAUACCAUCACAAGCACCACAGUUGCUACUCCAACAGCAGGCAGCUAUGCAGUCCAGUUAUCAAUCUUCGCAGCAGGCGAUUUUUCAGCUUCAGCAACAGCUGCAGCUAAUGCAACAGCAGCAGCAACACCAGCAGCAACCUAACCUCAAUCAGCAGCAACCUAACCUCAAUCAGCAGCAACAUACACAGAUUUCUAAGCAACAGGGACAGCCAAAUCAAUCCAGUACCCCUGGUGCUCCAGCUGCCAUGAUGCCGUCAAACAUUAAUGCAAUUCCACAGCAGGUCAAUUCACCUGCAGUUUCUUUAACUUGCAAUUGGACGGAACAUACCUCCCCCGAAGGUUUUAAAUACUACUACAAUAGUAUUACUCGAGAGAGUAAGUGGGAGAAGCCUGAAGAGUAUGUACUGUACGAGCAACAGCAACAGCAGCAGCAUCAGAAACUUAUUUUACUUCAACAGCACCAACAAAAGCUUGUUGCGCAGCAACUUCAGUCACCUCCUCAGGCUCAAACAAUUCAAUCUAUGCAAUCUAUCCAACAACAUCCUCAGUCACAUCAAGGACAUAACCAGAUGCAGAUGAAACAUCAGGAAUUAAACUAUAAUCAGUUGCAGGCAACUGGCAAUAUUGAUCCCAAUAGGAUCCAGCAGGGAAUUCAAGCUGCUCAAGAGCGUUCAUGGAAAAGUUGAGACUGCUGGUGAAUACAUGUUGAGGUGUCAGUCAAAGCUCAGAAAUGAGCUCCAGCCAAGCCUGCCGAUUCCAUGCGUGGGAGUGAUGGCUCUUGCGGUCAUUGUAACUGGAUUUAGCUUAGAUCGCAGCCUAGAUCGUAGAUCCCAUCUGUGUAAAAUAUUUGCAGUCUAGGCCUUGUAUCACUGUAACAUUGCUGAUUAGAAUAUCAUUCCUGUAUCUGUUUCCUCGCUUUUCUUUA
Messenger RNA from Lolium rigidum, 2471 nucleotides. RefSeq names its product flowering time control protein FCA-like. The coding region runs from base 16 to 2232 and encodes 738 amino acids. Gene Ontology annotation, cellular component: cytoplasm; ribonucleoprotein complex; nucleus. The transcript is spliced from 18 exons. NCBI's taxonomy places the organism in Eukaryota, Viridiplantae, Streptophyta, Magnoliopsida, Poales, Poaceae. The record is from RefSeq and is a predicted model, not a curated record. Gene Ontology annotation, molecular function: protein binding; mRNA binding.